CCCUCACACUUCAUCGCCGUGUCAAAAGCACCAGGUAGUGGUGGUCGUUCUACCAGUUACUACUUAUUACUGCUGCAGUAUGGAUCCAAAAGUUACCUUUUCUGAUGAUAUAGACCACUGUAUAAAUGAUUCAAGUGUUCGUUCUGUCCAUGUGUAUGACCAGCGUGUAGGUUAUGAGUAUGUUGAUGAAUCUACUCCACUCCUUUCAUCUGGUCGACAUGAGAGUUCUAGAAAAACCACAUUUUGGUUUUCCGUCUUCAACUUGAUGAACGCUAUUCUUGGCAGUGGUAUUCUUGGAUUAGCCUUUGCCAUGGCAACAUCAGGAAUUAUUUUAUUCAGUAUCUUGCUGGUUUUAGUGGCAUUUCUAGCAAACUACUCAAUCAAACUCCUCUUACGAAUGUGUCAAACAACUGGAGUAAAAUCAUACGAAGACAUUGGCUUACAUGCCAUUGGACCAGUAGGCAAGAUUCUUGCUGCAAGUGCAAUUAUGGCUCAAAAUAUUGGGUCAAUGUCAAGUUAUCUUUUUAUUGUAAAAGAUGAACUUCCAAGCAUUCUAAGUACAUUGAUAGGUGAUCAAGAUGCACAUUCUAGCAAUUGGUAUCUGAAUGGCAACUAUUUAUUACUGAUUGUGGCAUUGACCAUUAUUAUACCGUUGGCAUGCUUACCCAAGAUUGGUUUUCUUGGCUUCACCAGUGGAUUCUCCAUCCUGUUCAUGUUAUUCUUCACUGUUGUGGUUGUUGUCAAAAAGUUUAUGAUACCUUGUCCCACAGACUCAAAUGUAACAAUUUCAGAGGAGUUUAAGGUGCUUGCUAACUUCUCAACAGACCAGUGCAAAGCCAACUACUUUACAUUAUCACUUAAGACUGCCUAUGUGCUUCCAACGAUGGCAUUUUCUUUUGUCUGCCACACAGCAGUUCUUCCAAUUUACUGUGAACUUUCAAAGCCCACAUUAUCUCGCAUGCAGAAUGUUGCAACAACAUCUAUAGGCAUCAGUUUUGUGAUGUACAUUAUUUCUGCUCUGUUUGGCUAUUUAACUUUUUAUGGUAAUGUUGAAAGUAAUCUGUUAGAAAGCUACACAAACAGUGAUGACAAGCUGAUCCUGAUUGUAAGGUUUGCCGUUGUGUUGGCCAUUGUGCUCACUGUGCCUCUUGUCCAUUACCCUACACGGAAAGCUCUACUAAUGGUAGUGAAUAUGCUGUUUCCAGGGACAACAGGCUUCUCCUGGUUCAGGCAUUUGGCUGCAACUGGUGUUCUGAUGUCAAUUGGACUAUGUCUUGCCAUUUUUGUUCCCGAUCUUAAAGAGAUAUUUGGAUUUGUUGGUGCUAUAGCCUCCUCUAGUUUGGUUUUUACACUGCCAGCAUUUUUCUACCUCUACCUCGGUAAAGAACCUCGUCUAUCCAGGCAAAAGAUUCAGGCCUUGCUUCUAUUCAUCACCGGUAUAAUUCUAAUGUUGACAAGUCUUGGUGUGAUAAUUGAUGGUAUUCUGAAUGGCAAUUGAUAGUGCUUUGACAGUAGGGGAGGUGAUGUUCUCAAUAAAUUAUUUUACCAAGUUAGAAUCAGUAUGAUUGAUUAGUAGUAAGAUUUUAUAUAGUGCUUAAAUGACAUCAUUCCUUAUUGAAAUAAAGAGUUAAAUUAUAAAGUAUUAUAGGCCAGUGAAUUGUAGUAGUAAUAUUAAUGGAGUAGUUGUAGAGAAACAGUACAGUACUUUUGUAUUCAAUAGUUUUAUAUUUCAUCAUAUCAUAAACUAUUUUUGCACAAUGUUUCUAUUGUCCUUUUUCAUUAUGAAAAUAUACUAUAUUAUUCAAAUUUUAAUGACGUUUAAUGAAUUUUACUCAAUUUGAUUAUUUACUGGUACUUAUUUUGUAUAACUUGUUUUAAAUUAUGUAUUCUUAUAAUUGUUUAGUGAAAAUAAGGCAUGGUGUAUCACAUGCCUCAUUUCUUGUGUAUCUUAGUCUCUGUAUUCCAAUUAAGCAUGUGCAAUUUAGGAUUA
This is a messenger RNA of Anneissia japonica, 1990 nucleotides long. Its product is annotated as probable sodium-coupled neutral amino acid transporter 6. NCBI's taxonomy places the organism in Eukaryota, Metazoa, Echinodermata, Crinoidea, Comatulida, Comatulidae. Gene Ontology annotation, molecular function: L-glutamine transmembrane transporter activity. Gene Ontology annotation, biological process: L-glutamine transport; amino acid transmembrane transport. The transcript is spliced from 13 exons. The record is from RefSeq and is a predicted model, not a curated record. Bases 80 to 1498 code for a protein of 472 amino acids.